AUGGUAAACUUACCAACAAAUGUUACUUUAACAAAUGAAUUAUCUACAGAUGAUAAACAUGGUGCUAUGAUAUAUAUCUUGGGUGUUUUAAUAUGGUAUGCUAUUGGAUUUUGUCUUAUACUUAUGAAUAAUAUUGUUCGACGAAAAGAUCAUUUAAAAAAUUAUAAUCAUUCAAAUAUUUAUCAAUCAACUAAUGAUUUAUAUGAACAAAAAAUACGAAAUGAUAUUUUAAUUGAACUUAAAGAUGAAGAUAAACGAAAAAAAUUAUGGGAAAUCUAUUUUAAUACCAAACAAAUUGUUAGUUCAACAGUAGAAUAA
Messenger RNA from Rotaria sp. Silwood1, 318 nucleotides. The record is from the annotation of a GenBank genome assembly. Lineage: Eukaryota; Metazoa; Rotifera; Eurotatoria; Philodinida; Philodinidae.